Messenger RNA from Brassica oleracea var. oleracea, 378 nucleotides. Its product is annotated as C2 and GRAM domain-containing protein At1g03370-like. The transcript is spliced from 2 exons. The coding region runs from base 82 to 348 and encodes 88 amino acids. The record is from RefSeq and is a predicted model, not a curated record. NCBI's taxonomy places the organism in Eukaryota, Viridiplantae, Streptophyta, Magnoliopsida, Brassicales, Brassicaceae.
CUGUUUGGUAACAAAACGAAGUUCUUUUUCCUGUGGGAAGAUAUAGAGGAUAUUCAAGUGCUUCCUCCCACUCUUGCUUCGAUGGGGAGUCCCACUGUCGUCAUGACUCUCAGACCAAAUAGAGGAACGGACGCGCGGAUAGGCGCAAAAACACAUGAUGAGGAAGGCAGGCUUAAGUUCCAUUUCCAUUCAUUUGUGUCUUUCAAUGUAGCACAAAAGACAAUAAUGGCUCUGUGGAAAGCAAAAUCCUUGACGCCAGAGCAGAAAGUGCAAGCUGUUGAAGAGGAAUCAGAGCAGAAACUCCAAAGUGAAGAGAGUGGUUCAUUCUUGGGUAUUGAUGACGUCUGAUUCUCUGAGGUCUACUCUCUGAAUCUCUCU